AUGCAACUGUACAUAGGAGGAUUAAAGGAAUUCUCACAGGAGAAGGAGAUAGAAGAGUAUCUCUCACAGUACGGCAAGGUACAAUCACUGAAGAUAUACAAUUCAUACGGAUUUGUCACAGUAGAUGAAGUAAUUGGUAAUAAAAUACUAGAAGAUUCUCAUGAAAUGAAUGGUAAUAAGAUAGUUAUAGAGACAGCCAAGGGACAGAAAGGGAAUGUAUCAGAAUAUAACCGUAGAUAUAUACAGAGGUAUAAGAAACCAACGGUAAAAAGAGUCUCUAGACUAAUUAUAGAGAACCUUCCUAAGAAUAUUGACUGGUCUGAAUUACGCUCAUUUAUUCUUAUGAGUGGUGCCAGACCAACUUAUCUUAGGAUACUUCCAUCUGGUGAUGGCUUAUUAGAAUUCAUUAACAGGCAGGACAGGGAUAUUGCAUUAGACAGGUUAAAUAAUCAGAAUUUCUAUGGUAAGAAUAUUUGUGCUAGGUUUGGCAGGAAACGGUCGGAUAUUAUAUCUGGAGUGAAGAACAAUUCUUAUUCUGAUGACAUAUCUGAAGUAAAUUUAGACAAAAAAUAA
Nematocida parisii ERTm1 is the source of this 573-nucleotide messenger RNA. RefSeq lists its product as uncharacterized. The record is from RefSeq and is a predicted model, not a curated record. Gene Ontology annotation, molecular function: mRNA binding. The coding region runs from base 1 to 573 and encodes 190 amino acids. Lineage: Eukaryota; Fungi; Microsporidia. Gene Ontology annotation, cellular component: nucleus; cytoplasm; ribonucleoprotein complex. The transcript has a single exon.